UUCUUCUCUAUUCCCCAAUACCCCUUAUUUCCUACUCCUCCCUCCCCCCUUUGUUUGUCAAACGACUUAUAGAAAACAGCACAACGCAAUGAUACCACCUAGCGCAUCGCAACCUGUCCGUGAUGAAGAAUCCGUCGAGCAAAAGCAUGCUUCACUGUGUAAAACAAUCACUCCCUUCGAUCAAGUUGACAUUGGCAACCGCAUCCCGGAAUUGCCAUCCGAUCUUCAGGAUGUUAAAAGCAUCUUAAUUACUGGUGGUGCAGGCUUCAUUGGAAGUUUUCUUGUCCGUAAAAUGGUCGUUCUUUAUCCCGAAUAUCAUAUCUAUGUGGUCGAUAAACUUGAUUACUGCGGCUCGUUGCAUAACCUCAAAGCCGUCUCCGAAUUUCCAAACUAUACCUUCAUCAAGGGAGACAUCACCUCGUCGGAUUUCAUGGCGUUUGUGCUCAAAGAAAAGAAGAUCGAUGUGAUAUUCCAUUUGGCAGCACAGACCCACGUGGAUAACUCUUUUGGGGAUUCUUUUGAGUUCACAAAAAACAAUGUGAUGGGUACACACGUCAUGCUUGAAGCUGCCAAAGUGCAUAAUGUGAAGCGGUUCAUUCAUGUCAGCACCGAUGAAGUCUACGGUGAAGUCGUCAGCCGACCGGAUUGCAGGGAAGACUCGAUUCUGGCACCUACCAAUCCUUAUUCUGCUACCAAGGCUGCUGCAGAAUGUCUGGUUAAGGCAUAUCACCACUCGUUCAACCUGCCCAUCAUGAUUACCCGGUCAAACAACGUGUACGGUCCUUACCAAUAUCCCGAGAAAAUCACAUCAAAGUUCAUCUGCAGUUUAUUACGGCAUGGCAAAUGCUAUAUCCAUGGUGACGGACACAAUUCUCGAAAAUAUCUGUAUGCGGGCGAUGUGGCCGACGCAUUAGACACCAUCUUCCAUCGGGGCGAAGUGGGUGAAACAUACAACAUUGGCAGCAACUUUGAAAUAUCAAAUCUUGAGUUUGCUACCCGCCUGAUACGGAUAUUCGGCUACAAGAUGGAAGACCACGUUGAAUUCGUUCAUGAUCGGGCGUUCAAUGAUAGACGAUAUGGCGUAGACUGUUCCAAGUUAGAAGGGUUAGGGUGGAAACCCAAGAUGGAUUUUGAAGGUGGACUGCGAAAGACAAUCGAGUGGUACAAGCAUCGCACAGUUGAAUGGUGGGGAGACAUAUCCGGUGCAUUGAUUCCGCAUCCGUUAAAAGCAUUGCCACCCCCGGUCUGA
This is a messenger RNA of Zychaea mexicana, 1249 nucleotides long. RefSeq lists its product as uncharacterized. NCBI's taxonomy places the organism in Eukaryota, Fungi, Mucoromycota, Mucoromycetes, Mucorales, Lichtheimiaceae. The record is from RefSeq and is a predicted model, not a curated record. Gene Ontology annotation, biological process: nucleotide-sugar metabolic process. Gene Ontology annotation, molecular function: dTDP-glucose 4,6-dehydratase activity. The transcript has 7 exons. The coding region runs from base 89 to 1249 and encodes 386 amino acids.